Molecule: messenger RNA, 1533 nt
Organism: Melanotaenia boesemani (Boeseman's rainbowfish)
Lineage: Eukaryota; Metazoa; Chordata; Actinopteri; Atheriniformes; Melanotaeniidae
Exons: 6
Coding region: 277-1374 (365 amino acids)
Biological process (GO): T cell costimulation; cell surface receptor signaling pathway; positive regulation of T cell proliferation
Cellular component (GO): external side of plasma membrane
Source: RefSeq, a predicted model, not a curated record
AUUUUUGUCACGUCGCAACGGACAGGGGUCAGUUUUCCCAGUCGCUCUCGAACGCAUCUGCAGUUUUUCAGCUUGAUUGCUGAUGCGCUCCAGCUGGACUGCUCCCUUUAUACUGGACUGUGACAGCCCUUCAGGGCCAGAUCGUACUGUCACGUACCAGGAGAUUGGAUUCAUAAAUUAUCAGAGCCCCAGGGAUAGGUGAAUAAGUUUUAUUAAGGAGAAUAAACGGAGUGCCAGUGAUUACAGGUAACUGACGGUGAUGAGAGAGUCCGGGUGAUGGAAGACAGCGGCAGGUGUAUCCGUGUCUUCCGACGGAGCAGAAGUUGUCAGAAGACAAAGUGGAAUAGGAUUGGAGGGCCAAAGCUCUCAACAACCGAAGGCAUAGAGGAGAAGAUGAUCUGCAGGAUGCUGCUCCUCAUCCCCUGCUCAUCUGUCUGUGCAGCAACAUUUGUAGUGAAUGUGACACAGAGCUCCUAUCAGGCAGAGGAGAACCACAACAUCACUCUGGAGUGGACCUUCACCACCAAACCUGACGUCUCCUGGAGGUUCCUGUUUAUCAUCUGUAACCUGAUAACUGAUAACAGAGUCUUAACCCUGUAUCAUGUCCAUGAUGGAGUUGAGGUACCAAAGUCUCAGGAUGGACAGUUUGCAGGACGAGUCCAGAGUGACAAAGACGUCCUCAGAGAAGGACGAAUCAGACUUUAUGUGUCCAGACUCAGAACUAAUGAUUCUGGUCUGUAUGUGUGUGAUGUGAAGACAGAUUACGGCUUCAGCUCUGAAAAAUGUCAACUGAACGUUACCGGAGAGUUAAGAGAGAAAACAACUUUCUAUCAGGCAGAGGAGGACGACAACAUCACCAUCAGAUGGGACAGCCAGAACCAAACAGACAUGUCUCUCACCAACAUCAUCUGUGUUCUUCUCUCAAAACCUGAGAAAGUUUUCUAUGAACUGAUGGAUGGUGUUGAGCUUCCAGAGUCUCAGUAUCAACAGUUUUCAGGACGAGUUCAGUGUGACAGAGACGCUCUCAGAGAAGGACGAGUCACACUUCAUCUGUCCAGAGUCACAGCUGAAGACUCUGGAAGGUACCGGUGUGAAAUUAAUAAUUAUAACAAGACCUUAAGGCGAUGGGAGCUUCAGGCUGAGUUUAAUUUUGUUCUGAAUGUGACUCCAGCUUCUCAUGAGGAAAGUUUCAUGUCUCCCAUCACAACAAAGCCUGGAUUGGUCAUUAUUAAAGGUGCAACACACAGAGAGGGUGGACUAUUGAUUGAUAUGAUUUUGCAUGUAUUGACAAUGGGUCCAUUUGUUUGUGGAGUUAUUGUAGGUAUACGAGAAAUGGUUUACAUUGACAGACAACAGAAAGGUAGGCUUCAUUAGCUGUUUUACAUUUAACUCUUAUCUUUUAUUGCUGGUGUUGACUCUUCUGUCAUGUAAAUCCUACAGAUAACUGAGAGAGAGAGAGAGAGAGAGAGACAGUGUCCUCAUUGAGCUGCUGUUACAAAUUGCCAACGUACAUCAUUCGCAUGACUUGGACCC